GGGUGUAACUAUAGAGGAAGCGGACCAGUAUAGGGGACACUAAAUUGAUUUUAAUGUGGGGCCUAGUAAAUGCUAGUGAUUUGUUCCCUGGCUUUAUUCAAGGCAUGAACUGGUGCAAGAAACCCCACUUUGUAGUGUUAUCACGUGACUAUGUCUCAUAAUGACCCCUCCCCCCACACAAAUGCUUCCAAAUGUUGUGAGUACCAUGAGUGCUGCCAUGCAGUUGGUCAGACUCAGCCAGCACGAGACUAUAGUGAGCAAAAUGUUUCCCAGGAAUUGGUGAAAGUGCUGACUGUUUACAGCUACACAGUAACAUACAGGCACAGGCAGCUCUCGUGUAAUGAAAAUAGCACUUGAGGUAAAUGAAUCCAGCUUGACAGAAGACUACAAUUCCCGGCACACCAUACAUCUGUCACGCCCAUUCCGGAAACCAGAAGAGUUCCCAGCAUGCCGCGCUUCUUGGCGCUACUUCCGGUGUCCCUGGCAGUGCAGGCAACAUGCCGAUGAAAGGCAGGUUCCCGAUUCGCAGGACGUUACAGUAUCUACAGGCCGGGGAGAUCGUGUUCAAGAACAACGUGAAAAUAAUGACGGUCAAUUAUAACACCCACGGGGAGCACGGAGAGGGGGCGAGGAAGUUUGUGUUUUUCAAUAUCCCUCAGAUCCAAUACCAGAAUCCUUGGGUCCAGAUAAUGAUGUUCAAGAAUAUGACUCCAUCCCCUUUCCUAAGGUUUUAUUUAGAUAGUGGAGAGCAGGUUCUGGUUGACAUCGAUGACAAAAGCAACACAGAAAUUUCACAGCAUGUGAAGAAAAUCUUGGGGAAGAAAGAGGAGACACUGAAGGCCGAAGAACAAGCGAAAAUGGUGAAGUCCAAUCCGGCCAACUUUGGUCUAAGGAAGUACCACCUGCGAGAGUGUAUAUGUGAAGUAGAGGGACAGGUGCCGUGCCCUUCAAAAAUCCCACUGCCAAAGGAAAUGACUGGCAAAUACAAAGCUCAACAGAAGGAGAGGACUGAGGAGUGAACCUCACUAUUGUGGACACUGCACAGCCAAUCAGGAGCCGGGCAGUUCCGGCAUUGUGAGACCCUGCGCUGCCACGUUGUGUUUUGUGGUGAUAACAACCAAGAUCACAGGGCUACACAGAGGCAGUUGUGUGAGGGGAGCACAGACGCUCUGACACAAUUAGGACGGAUUAUUUCUUGUUAACAUAAAUAAAGCCGGAUGGGAACGGCGCUAACAAGGAGACGCAACACGACGUCACAUGACAAAGAGGGGUUUGUUUAUUGGCUAUUUAUACAUUUCCAGUCUUUAGUUGUUGUAUUAAAACUGACCUAGGACAGAGUCUUUCCAGCCACGGAUCUGCAGCUGUUGCUGAACUACAACUUCCAGCCCAGGCCAUAACCAAAAACCCAUAAAUGAUAUUAGCACCACUAGUUGUGCCGCACAUCAGCUCGAAUUAGUACAGAGAGAGGCAAAAACGGCUGCCACUAGGGUUAGUGACGGACAAACUGCACUUGAUGAUCUUGGACUACUGACUCCCAGCAUCCCUCCAACAGACAAAAUACAGUUUUCUUAUGCGGAGAGAUUGAAUUGAACAUCUCAAAGGAACAGUAACAUCACUAAAAAUUAAUUAAAGUAAUAAAAAUAUAAUGCGGUGUUGU
Molecule: messenger RNA, 1657 nt
Organism: Xenopus laevis (African clawed frog)
Lineage: Eukaryota; Metazoa; Chordata; Amphibia; Anura; Pipidae
Gene: mrps25.L
Product: mitochondrial ribosomal protein S25 L homeolog
Exons: 5
Coding region: 498-1019 (173 amino acids)
Cellular component (GO): mitochondrial inner membrane; mitochondrion
Molecular function (GO): structural constituent of ribosome
Source: RefSeq, a predicted model, not a curated record